CCCUGACCCGGCGGAGAGCCAGGGUGGGCGCCGGACGGAGCCUGGGCGCGCUCGGACCCCGGCCCCGCCGCCCCAACCUGCCGCCGCUAUGUACGACCCUGAGCGCGGCUGGAGCCUGUCCUUCGCCGGCUGCGGCUUCCUGGGCUUCUACUACGUCGGGGUGACCAGCUGCCUCAGCGAGCGCGCCCCGCACCUCCUUCGCCAGGCGCGCAAGUUCUUCGGCGCCUCGGCGGGCGCGCUGCACUGCGCCUUCUACCUCGCCGGGAUCCCGCUGGAGCAGAGAUUGCGGAUCCUCAUGGACCUCGUCCGGACCGCCAGGAGCCGGAACUUGGGGAUCCUCCACCCAGCCUUCAGCUUGAGCAAGUACAUCCGAGACGGUCUCCACAGACACCUCCCCGACAACGUCCACCAGCUGCUCUCUGGCAAGAUGGUCAUGUCACUUACCAGGGUGUCCGACGGAGAAAACGUGCUGGUGUCGGAUUUUCAUUCCAAAGCUGAAGUCGUGGACGCCUUGUAUUGUUCCUGCUACAUCCCUGUCGUCUUUGGCUUGAUCCCCCCUUCCUUCAGAGGCGUGCGAUAUGUGGAUGGAGGAAUAAGUGAUAACUUACCCUUCAUUGAUUCCAAAACAACCAUCACUGUGUCUCCCUUCUAUGGGGAGAGCGACAUCUGCCCCAGAGUCAAGUCCACGUUCUUACUUCACGAAGGCUUCACCAGGCUCAACAUGCACUUCUGCACAGAGAACCUCUGCCUGAUGUUCCAGUCGGUCUUCCCCCCGGAUGUCAAGGUGCUUGGAGAGAUGUGCCUUCAAGGAUAUUUAGACGCGCUCAGGUUCUUGGAGAAGAAUGGCAUCCGCGACGGGCCCCAUCUGUGCCUGAGUGUGUCCCCAGCAGAGUCGGAGCCAGAGGCGGAGCCUGAGAGCCUGGAGCCUUUUCUGGGCGUGGCCACCCGGGAGGCGUGGCCUGAGCGAGAGGAGCUGCUGGAACAAGUGCGCCUUGGGGUGCUCUCCUGGGACGAGAGCGUCCUGGAGACCCUGUCGCCCAAGCUCACCAUGGCACUGAGGAAUGCAAUGAGAAGCCGAGACGGGUGCAUAAACAAGAUUUUCAGCUUCUUCCCAGUUAAGAUCAUGUCCUACGUGAUGCUGCCCUGCACACUGCCCGUGGAGUCUGCCAUCGCUGUGGUCCAGAGACUGGUGACGUGGCUUCCGGACAUGCCCAGUGACAUCCAGUGGCUGUGGUGGGCCACCUCCCACCUGUGUUCUCAGGCCAUGGUGCAUCUGCUCCCCGCGUCCAGAUCCCAAAUCCCAGCAAGCGGCCAACGGCCUUCCUCCACAAACCGGAGCACCGUGGGCGCCGCCAGGCUUCCUGCUCCCCCGUGGACCCACAGAGGCCAGAGCUGACAUCUGUGAUGUACACAGAAUGACCUCCGUGCUGAGUUUGUAGUGUCCUGAAACCAAAGGCAAUCUUUCUGUCUUACAAAAAGCUAGGAAGCGACUCUUGGUGUGUGCAGUGGGUGCGGAGCUCAAGGAUACCCAGGAUAUGAGUCUCUAAGUAUCGGGGACCUUGCGGCGGGGGGCUGGGCUGCCCUUUGUGUGGUCUCGGGGGUUGCGGGGGAGGACGGUGGUCCCAUCUCUCCAUACAGGAAGCAGUAAGUGUGGGGCGAGGCGGGCUGCCAUCCUCCCAAGGACAUCCCUGGUUAGGGGCUACAUUAUGAGGUGGUAACUAACUUGCACUCUGGUACAUCUUUCUGACCUAUUCUAAAUAUUUGGUGGAGUUAUAUUAGACAUAACUCUCGGUUGGCACUGAGAGAGGGCAUCAGAGGGCAGACACACUGACACCAUAAUCACAGAAAACUAGCCAAUCUGAUCACAGGAACACAGCCUUGUCUAACUCAAUGAACCUAAGCCAUCCCGUGUG
Molecule: messenger RNA, 1913 nt
Organism: Cervus elaphus (red deer)
Lineage: Eukaryota; Metazoa; Chordata; Mammalia; Artiodactyla; Cervidae
Gene: PNPLA3
Product: patatin like phospholipase domain containing 3
Exons: 9
Coding region: 89-1396 (435 amino acids)
Biological process (GO): triglyceride catabolic process; lipid homeostasis
Cellular component (GO): lipid droplet; membrane; cytoplasm
Molecular function (GO): triacylglycerol lipase activity
Source: RefSeq, a predicted model, not a curated record